Molecule: messenger RNA, 1551 nt
Organism: Stylonychia lemnae
Lineage: Eukaryota; Ciliophora; Spirotrichea; Sporadotrichida; Oxytrichidae
Source: the annotation of a GenBank genome assembly
AUGUCUUAUCCAAAAUAACACCCUUCAAAAACUAUGCCUUUAGGGGACGUAAGGACUCAAGUUAAAUCCUAAAAGCGAGAACAAAUUAAGUUAAUGUUGAUCAAUAAGUUUAGACUGAAGUACAACGCUUAAAAGUCAACUGAUUCAGAAGAGAUCGAUUAGUAUAUUCGCGAAGAAGUUGAAAACUUAAUGAGUACGACUCAGUUAUCUGAAGUAGAUCUUAAAAACUUAGACAGAAAAUUAAGAUAAAAAUAUGGAUCAUCUGCUGAUCAACGAACAUUUGAAUUAUAAAGUAGUGUAUCACAAAAAUCUAUACACGCCAACGUUCAAAAGCAAUCCCAGAUCUUAAAGAGUUCUAUGUCUCAACGUAGUGAACUCUCUCUACACUCUUUGAAAUCUAAAACUGUUCUUGAAUAAACUGCAAACAAUUUGCAAAGUGUAAACGGCGAUGCUGGAGAAGAGGCUUGGGCUGAUAUUGUGAGAUUUAACACAAUCUAAUACUAAUAAGAGUAAGAGGAACUCAAACGCAAAAAGGAAGAGCAAAAACUUAGAGUCCGCGAAGAAUUGGCUAAGUAGAUGGAGGAGCGCAAACUUGGAAAAAAGAUUGAGAAGCAAAGUGACCAGUAAUACUUUGAAAAGCAAAAGCAUUUUCUAGAAGAAUAGGAAAAGACAGAGAAGUAGAAGCAAUUUGAAUUGCAGCAAAAGAUAAAGCAAGAGGCAUAAACACGAUCAGAAUAGCUCUAAGCCACAAUAUAAAAGAGAAAUGAUGAAUUGAAAAUGGAAAGAAUGCAGGGUAAUCAGAUGAGACAAAAGAUGUAAGAUGAAUUGGAGUAGGAAAAAAGAAAACUUAAAGAGAGAAUGGAGAACUUCAAAAGAGAGCAAUCAGAAUAAUUGAUUAAUAACAAACUACUAAGAUAAGAAUAGUUAAAGAAAGAGCUAGAAUAAGAUAACAGACCACCUAGUGGUCAUGACUUAAUGCACUCAAUUUACUAGGAUAAAGUUCAUGUCAGUUAUGAGAAGCGUGCAAAGUAAGAUAAAAUUCAUGAGCAUAUCAAAGAGUAAAUCGAAAAUGGAGAGUCAAUCAGAAGAAUCAAUUAAGAGCAGAAAGCCCUUGAGAAAUACAUCAAGAAGAAGGAGGUUGAGGAUAAGUUGGCAGAUCACAAGAAAAGAUAAAUUAUUAAAAUGCAAGAAAUGGAAGCGAAACGUAUGCUUGACUUGUAAGUUGCUGAAAGAGAGUAAAAUAAAAAGCUUAGAAAAUUUGAGAACACUACUGAUGCUAAGUUCAUUGUUGAAGAAAUCAAAGUGUAAGGUGAAAUUGAGAAGAAAAAAUUAGAGGAAAUCUAAAUUAAAAACAAGACUCAGUUCUUUAGACUCAAGGAUCAGAUAGAAGAGAGAAAGAAGCCAAAGAAACUUGAUCCCAUAGAGUACGAUAUGAACAAAAAGCUGAUUGAGAAGAUUCAGACUGUAAAGGCAGGUAAUGGCUUGAGCAUGUCACAAUCCUAAGUAUUUGCCCCAUCACUCAGGGGCUCAAUGAGUGUUUUCCAACUCUGA